Molecule: messenger RNA, 4147 nt
Organism: Carlito syrichta (Philippine tarsier)
Lineage: Eukaryota; Metazoa; Chordata; Mammalia; Primates; Tarsiidae
Product: inositol 1,4,5-trisphosphate receptor type 1
Exons: 19
Coding region: 113-2875 (920 amino acids)
Biological process (GO): transmembrane transport; calcium ion transport
Cellular component (GO): membrane
Molecular function (GO): monoatomic ion channel activity
Source: RefSeq, a predicted model, not a curated record
UCCUCAUUGUUCAUACCAUAGAAGGCAGAAGUUGUUUUCCUCUACAGGGAUUUAGAAGAAGAGAAGAGACAAGGAAAGCUGGUGGGGCUUGGUUACCAGAUGGGCUUACCAGAUGAGCUUCAGUGACAUGACCUGGGACCAGCACUCUUUUUUCUGCCGGUUGACAGAAGAUAAGAAGUCAGAGAAAUUCUUUAAGGUGUUUUAUGACCGAAUGAAGGUGGCCCAGCAAGAAAUCAAGGCAACAGUGACAGUGAACACUAGUGACUUGGGAAAUAAAAAGAAAGAUGAUGAGGUAGACAGAGAUGCCCCAUCACGGAAAAAAGCUAAAGAACCCUCAACACAGAUCACAGAGGAGGUUCGGGAUCAGCUCCUGGAGGCAUCUGUUGCCACCAGAAAAGCCUUUACCACUUUCAGGAGGGAGGCUGACCCCGACGACCACUACCAGGCCGGGGAGGGUGCCCAGGCCACUGCCGACAAGUCCAAGGAUGACCUGGAGAUGAGCGCUGUCAUCACCAUCAUGCAGCCCAUCCUCCGCUUCCUGCAGCUCCUGUGCGAAAACCAUAACCGAGACCUGCAGAACUUCCUUCGUUGCCAAAAUAACAAGACCAACUACAAUUUGGUAUGUGAGACACUGCAGUUUCUGGACUGUAUUUGUGGAAGCACAACUGGAGGCCUUGGUCUUCUCGGGCUGUACAUAAAUGAAAAGAACGUAGCACUUAUCAACCAAACCCUGGAAAGUCUGACUGAAUACUGUCAAGGGCCUUGCCAUGAGAACCAGAACUGCAUAGCCACCCAUGAAUCCAAUGGAAUCGACAUAAUCACAGCCCUGAUCCUUAAUGACAUCAAUCCUUUGGGAAAGAAGAGGAUGGACCUUGUAUUAGAACUGAAGAACAAUGCCUCGAAGUUGCUCCUAGCCAUCAUGGAAAGCAGGCAUGACAGUGAAAAUGCGGAGAGGAUACUUUAUAACAUGAGGCCUAAGGAACUGGUGGAAGUGAUCAAGAAAGCCUACAUGCAAGGUGAAGUGGAAUUUGAGGAUGGAGAAAAUGGAGAGGAUGGAGCUGCCUCCCCCAGGAACGUGGGGCACAACAUCUACAUAUUAGCUCACCAGUUGGCUCGACAUAACAAAGAACUUCAGACUAUGCUGAAACCUGGUGGCCAGGUGGACGGAGAUGAAGCCCUGGAGUUUUAUGCCAAGCACACAGCGCAGAUAGAGAUUGUCCGAUUAGACCGAACAAUGGAACAGAUUGUCUUUCCCGUGCCCAGCAUAUGUGAAUUCCUAACCAAGGAGUCAAAACUACGAAUUUACUACACUACAGAGAGGGAUGAGCAAGGCAGCAAAAUCAACGAUUUCUUCCUGCGGUCUGAAGACCUCUUCAAUGAAAUGAAUUGGCAGAAGAAGCUGAGAGCCCAGCCCGUCUUAUACUGGUGUGCCCGCAACAUGUCUUUCUGGAGCAGCAUUUCAUUCAACCUGGCCGUCCUGAUGAACCUGCUUGUGGCAUUUUUCUAUCCCUUUAAAGGAGUCCGAGGAGGAACACUGGAGCCCCACUGGUCAGGACUCCUGUGGACAGCCAUGCUUAUCUCUCUGGCCAUCGUCAUUGCCCUCCCUAAGCCACAUGGCAUCCGGGCCUUAAUUGCCUCCACAAUUCUACGGUUGAUAUUUUCAGUGGGCUUACAACCCACGUUGUUUCUUCUGGGAGCUUUCAAUGUCUGCAAUAAAAUCAUCUUUCUAAUGAGCUUUGUGGGCAACUGUGGAACAUUCACAAGGGGCUACCGAGCCAUGGUUCUGGAUGUUGAGUUCCUUUAUCAUUUGUUAUAUCUGCUGAUCUGUGCCAUGGGGCUCUUUGUCCAUGAAUUCUUCUACAGUUUGCUGCUUUUUGAUUUAGUGUACAGAGAAGAGACUUUGCUUAAUGUUAUUAAAAGUGUCACUCGCAAUGGACGGUCCAUCAUCCUGACAGCGGUUCUGGCUUUGAUCCUGGUUUAUCUGUUCUCAAUAGUGGGCUAUCUUUUCUUCAAGGAUGAUUUUAUCUUGGAAGUAGAUAGGCUGCCCAAUGAAACAGCUGUUCCAGAAACUGGCGAGAGUUUGGCAAGCGAGUUCCUGUUCUCUGAUGUGUGUAGGGUGGAGACUGGGGAGAACUGUUCCUCUCCUGCACCCAAAGAAGAGCUGGUCCCUGUGGAAGAGACAGAGCAGGAUAAAGAGCACACAUGUGAGACGCUGCUGAUGUGCAUUGUUACUGUACUGAGUCAUGGACUGCGGAGCGGGGGUGGAGUAGGAGAUGUGCUCAGGAAGCCAUCCAAAGAGGAGCCCCUCUUUGCUGCUAGGGUGAUUUAUGACCUCUUGUUCUUCUUCAUGGUCAUCAUCAUCGUCCUUAACCUGAUUUUUGGGGUUAUCAUUGACACUUUUGCUGACCUGAGGAGUGAGAAGCAGAAGAAGGAAGAGAUCUUAAAGACUACGUGCUUUAUCUGUGGCUUGGAAAGAGACAAGUUUGACAAUAAGACUGUCACCUUUGAAGAACAUAUCAAGGAAGAACACAACAUGUGGCACUAUCUGUGCUUCAUUGUCCUGGUGAAAGUAAAGGACUCCACAGAAUACACCGGACCUGAGAGUUACGUGGCAGAAAUGAUCAAGGAAAGAAACCUUGACUGGUUCCCCAGGAUGAGAGCCAUGUCAUUGGUCAGUAGCGACUCUGAAGGAGAACAGAAUGAACUGAGGAACCUGCAGGAGAAGCUGGAGUCCACCAUGAAGCUUGUCACUAACCUUUCUGGCCAGCUGUCAGAAUUAAAGGAUCAGAUGACAGAACAAAGGAAGCAGAAACAAAGAAUUGGUCUUCUAGGACAUCCUCCUCACAUGAAUGUCAACCCACAGCAACCAGCAUAAGCAAACGAAAUAAAGGAAUUGUAUUUACAUUUUAUAAUUAUUAUUAGUGUGGGUAUGGCUAAUUAGUUCUGAUUCACCCACUAAGGUUACUUUAUGCUUAAUACAUUUGUAAAUACUCAGUUUUAUACUGUAUGUAUAUGAUUGCUACUCUAAAGGUUUGGAUAUAUGUAUUGUAAUUAGAAUUGUUGGCAUGAUAACAUUUGUGCCAAAAAUAUUAAAAAUGCCUUUUUUGGAAGGACUAAAGAAAGCACCUGAUUUGCACUUGAACCAGAUUAUAGAUUUAAAAGUAUAUGACAUGUAUUUUGUAUUUAAAACUAGAAUAGCCAGUAUUUAUGUUUUUUAUAAAACUGUGCAAUAUGAAUUAUGCAAUCACAAUAAAUUUGUAACUCCCGAGUGUCCUAAAGGGAGUGCACAUCUUUGAAGCUGGUGUGUUAAUACUAUGUAAUAAGUGGUUAAAUAUCAAAUGAUGCUGCUGCCAGAAUUAUAUUAAUAGUGAGUUUCAGGCCCCUGGGCAUUUUGUACCAUGUAAUUAUCCCAUGGUGAUGCUGUUUCUCGUUGCUAGUGGCAUUAGUGCCUCUGUCUCAUAGUGAUAAUGCUCCAAGUCUAUGAACUGUUAAAUCAGCAUUCAUUUUCUGAAAAGGAACUUUAGUUUCAAAGAUACUUUUAAGCUUCUAAAUUGAUCAUUUAAACAAACUAUUUCUUUAAAUAGGAGAGCCAAAUUAGAGGCUCAUACUUUAGCUUGUGAAGAAGAUAAUGAAUUUUUUAAAGGGAACUUUUUAUGCAAUGUUCAGGAUAACUGCAUAUUGCUGGCCAAUCAGUGUCAUCUCCUGGGUGAAUUUUGAUGUCACGUUAUAAGAAAUGAAUAAUUGAUGGUUUCUAGAUUAUCUAGUCCAAACAAUAGAGUUUAUUUUUUUCUUCAUCUGAACCAACAUGCUAUAGUAGCUAAGAAGUAUUAAAACUAUAUACAUCCAUAUAAAGAGGAAAUACAAACUAUCCCAUUAGAAGUCAUAGUUGAACACUGACAUGUUAUUCUUCUGAAAGAACCACGUUUGGGUUUUAUUUCUUUUGUCACCUGAUUUCUUUUCUUGAUGGAUGAAAAGUAUGAAAGGAAACUUUUAUAUCUGUUGCCUAGUUUUGUAUAUGGAUCUCAUUUUACAAGAGACUAUCUCUGCAAAAAAGUUUUAAAAAGUAUUGAAAGCAGAGUUCUGAAAUGAGUAAAGUUUGUAAAUGCAUAUAUAAAAAUAUUUAAUAAAUGAUGCAGAAUAAUACACA